Messenger RNA from Pungitius pungitius (ninespine stickleback), 4371 nucleotides. It is a transcript of the gene opn7b, whose product is annotated as opsin 7, group member b. Gene Ontology annotation, molecular function: G protein-coupled photoreceptor activity. The transcript has 6 exons. The coding region runs from base 76 to 1287 and encodes 403 amino acids. Gene Ontology annotation, biological process: G protein-coupled receptor signaling pathway; visual perception; cellular response to light stimulus. The record is from RefSeq and is a predicted model, not a curated record. Gene Ontology annotation, cellular component: plasma membrane. NCBI's taxonomy places the organism in Eukaryota, Metazoa, Chordata, Actinopteri, Perciformes, Gasterosteidae.
UCCCCGGUUGCUGUGGGACCCCUCUGGACUGGACCCCGAUGAGCCACAGCCCGCUCUGGCGUACCCUUCAUUAAGAUGGGAAAUGCCUCUGAAGCAUUUCUGCUGGUGUCCAGAAUAUCCAAAGGGAAUGACUUCCUCAUGGGAACCCUCUACACCGUCUUCGGUGUGCUCUCCAUGCUGGGGAACGGGAUCCUGCUCUUCGUGGCCUACAGGAAGAAGUCCUCCCUGAAGCCGGCCGAGUUCUUCGUGGUCAACCUGGCCAUCAGUGACCUGGGGAUGACCCUCACCCUGUUCCCCCUGGCCAUCCCCUCGUCCUUCGCUCACAUGUGGCUGUUCAACAGGACGACCUGCAUGGCCUACGCCUUCUGCGGCGUUCUGUUCGGCCUGAGCAGCCUGACCAACCUCACCAUGCUCUCCUGCGUCUGCUGGCUCAAGGUCUGCUGCCCCCACUACGGCAACAGGUUCUCCUUCUGCCACGCCUGCCUGCUGGUGGCCGGCGUGUGGUGCUACGCGGGCGUCUUCGCGGUGGGCCCGCUGUCGGGCUGGGGCGAGUACGGCGCCGAGCCCUACGGCACGGCGUGCUGCAUCAGCUGGGAAGCGCCAAGCAAAGGCGCAGCGGCCAUGAGCUACAUCAUCUGCCUCUUCUUCUUCUGCUACGUCGUGCCCUGCACCAUCAUCUUCCUCUCCUACACCUUCAUCCUGCUUACCGUGCGGGGGUCCCGGCAGGCCGUGCAGCAGCACGUGUCCCCGCAGAACAAGAUCGCCAGCGCACAGUCGCUGAUCAUCAAGCUCUCCGUGGCAGUUUGCAUCGGCUUCCUGGUGGCGUGGAGUCCGUACGCGCUCGUGUCCAUGUGGGCGGCGUUCGGCGACCCGACGGCCGUGCCGCCCAUGGCCUUCGCUCUGGCGGCCAUCUUCGCCAAGUCCUCCACCCUGUACAACCCCAUCGUCUACCUGGUCUUCAAGCCCAACUUCCGCAAGUCCCUGUGUCGGGACGUGGCCCUCUGCCGGACCACCAUCUGCGGUGGUCUUGGUCCGCCUGGCUCGCCGCAGAAGGGAUCUUUCAGGCAGUCCCAUCACUUGGAGGAGUGCAACUCCACCAGGAUGUCCAACGGGCUGCAGGAGAACCACGGGGCCUGCAGACACUGCCCCUGCCCCGAGAGAGCCGGCGGGGGGGAGAACUUCCCGGCGUACAGCCCCAAGCAGACGGCCAGGAUACUCAAAGGAUCCACCCACAGCGAGGUGGCCGUCAGCCAGCUCUCCAACGAGGCGCAGAGCGACUUCCUGUAGAUGAAAAAGACAAAUGAAGAAUGGAGGUUGAAAGACGCUACUUGCUGAAACGCAUUGAAACACCAAAACGGUUUUUGAUUAACCUUCUAAUCUUGUGCAGUUUGUGGUGUUUUGCUCUUGGAUUUUCACCCUUCGAUAAAAGUCCUGCUCCUCUAAUGGAAACAACACAACCACAAACUCAAACAUAAGAGAUUAUCGUGGCAUAAAAAUGUGAAAAUCUUUGAUAAUCUAAUAUUGCAAACCAUGUAAAGCUGGAAACUAUACAUGCAUCGUUUCUCCAAAGUGACAACAGGUGUUACUGAGGUUGAAGAACCUGGAGACUGGCCAUGAACUCAUUGAUCAAUUCACUUUCUUAAAACCCUCUUCCAGCCUCUCUGCUGUUCAGCAAAAUUCAGAGAUUCUUUUUUCAAAUGACUGUUGGUCUCAAAUCAGUCAGUUACAGCUUCGUAUUUGCUGUUAGGAGCUCAGAAUUUAUGUUUUCUAACAGAAUCUAUUGAAAGCAAAAAGGUUUUUUCCAAGGAAGAUUUUUUAAGCGCUUAUUUUUUACACCUUCUAGCUCGGAUAACAGGUGUAGUGUUGUCGAUUGAUUAGGUUUUAGCUCCCGCUGGCGGGUUUUGGGGUUCGAAGGGUUAAAAGAAGAAAGAAAUGUUAUAACUUCUAAGGUCAGAGUUGCCUCAUGCCUCAAAUAUGUGCCAAAAAACUGCCAAAAAAAGGACCACAAAGUAAAAAUCCAAUACUGGAAAAGCAGGUCAAACAUCCAAUCUGUAAUACUAGAUCAGUCAAUCACAUCUCAACUUUCUAAUGUCUCAUUAUUAAGUCCAUAUAUUUAUUGUGAGUGUAUUUGUGGGGUACUGGAUGCAUGCCUAAGGUCAGCGUAUGGAAUCAGCAGCAAAGAGCUGAUAGAAGUAACUAAAGUAACUGCAACACAAAAAUGCAUCGUCGAUUGCAUCCAUGCAUCCACGAUGCAAAAAGCCGUUUCAGUUAUUCAAACGAUGGUCCAAAAUGUAUCAAGUAAAAAUGAGCAUUAGAGGAAUAGAGAGUAAGGAUUCAUUAUUCUUAUUAAAAAAACCGAGAGAGCAGAUAAAAGAUCCUCGACUGCAGAGGAAAUGUGUCUUUGUGUAGAUUCAAUUGUCCAUUUAUCUUCUCUUUUAAAUCUGUUUACCUUUUAAAAAACAAUAUGCCAUGUGAGACGUGGGUCAUCAGUUAUUAGUGCCAAGAGGAAGGAUGUCCACAACCAGGACAUUCUCUCAUCAGUGUGACACACAAACAGCAGCAAAAAGACUGAACUAUGUUCCUAUGCAUGGACACGGCCGCUCGCUUUUGGAAGGGGGAGGGAUUUCUACAUGAGAGACAUCAGGCUCUGCAUCAAAGCCUCUCCACACCAUUUGGAUCAAAAAUGCCCAGCGAACAGAGUCAAGUUAACCUUUCUGUAGGAUCUGGUGAGCAGAGUUGGGAGAGGACGGUGGUUUAGGAGUAAGUCUUAGUAAUAUGAACACUACCUCUUGCAAUGCCACUGUAUACGAGUCGUGUGGUCCUGAGUCCCCCAAAAUGACUCCGGCCUCGUAUUAACUCGUCUCACAGGCCACGACUCUUGCAUCCUGUUACUUUUGAAGUUUUCUACAUACCUUUUUACGGGAUGAAAGGUAAUUUGGCAAAAGUGAGUCACUGCAACCACUACAGGUCCUUGAGCAUAAAGGUUAGCGAUGAGCGUUGGACAGACACACACACACACACACACACACACACGGCCGAUUGCAUGGUCAUCCUUCACAGAGAUGUAAAGUCAAUGGAGCAUAUUUUGUGAAUUCAAUGUCCGAACAAAUCCAGCAGACCAAAUUCCGCGCCCCUUUUUGUCCACAUUAAGGCGGAGCUGUCGAUCGUUGACCAGAGGUUCACUGAGAUGUGACCUCCAGAAAGCCCCCCCCCCCCUUUAAAAGAGAACACAAACACGCCUUUUCACUGAUGUACGCAGCCAUUGAUCUUUUUCAAGACGUGUUGAGACAGUACCGGUUUCAUCUCUGUAUAUAGCAUCUGCUGCACGGUACCGUGCUUCUCCCAGGAGAAGCUCUUGUCAUUUUACCCCCCGGCUCUGAUCUGUGAAGGGCGGGACAGGAGGAUGAGCUGGAGCGUGGGUGAAGUUCAAAUGUCCCGCUGGAUCCAAAGGUUUCACACAAAACGCUCGGUUCCCUGGUUGUGCCACUAUGCAGCUUACCAUUAAACACACAUAUCAAAGACUGGACAGAAGUAAAGAAAGAAAAGAAAAUCAUUACUGUGAAAAUCUGACUCAGAAGUCUCCUUUUUCUACUGAAGGAACACUUGCAAGAACCAGGGAGUAUAUCUUCUGAGUCACAAGCCAUUCCGACCCGCGUCCUCUCCACUGGCUCUUCUUACUUCAGUCAGAGUUCAGGGAUAUUAAUGUAGAUGUUGGUUUGCAUGUAUGUCGAUGAUAUGUGUAUGUAAAGAUGCCAAAUAAGAUUCAUCUAUUAUACUGAAUAAAAGCCUCAAAGUGUAUAUAGGGGAUGGGGAAAGCCCUGGUUUCUUAAGAUGGGGGGUCCAUCUAGGACUUGGUGGCUUUGAAAGGGUUCCUCAUAGCGUUUCCUACUACAGGGUUUUAGUGCAGAACAGGGUCCCUGUAGCUCCGCUGAAAGGUAAGCGAGACUUUGAACGAAGUCACAUGUCCCAGAGCCAUGAAAGCCACUAAAGCGCCGCUUUGUUACGGUGCACAUGCAGCUUCAAUGAAGGUCCCGGGUUCUACCUCCCAACUGAUGAUGGAAUGUACUUGUGAGUCUUGUUGUCCGAGAGUUGAAUUGGAGAUGUGAAGCAUUCGUUAUUGAGGUGAUCAGAAGCGGAAGAGAAAUGAUCACUUUAGUUGAACAUUAUAUGAGCCGUCUUUUACAUUUAUGAAUCUCAGCCGCCAAGAAGCAGAGUCUUGAGUCUUGGUCUUGGAGACGUGGGGCUGCAGCAGCAGAAAUGCUUCACAUAUUGAAAGUGGGGGACAAUCCUUUACUGGAUUUAUCCUCCCAGCCGACGGUGGGUCUGCAUUCUGUGAUUAACGCCACGCGUAUCCUGAACGAGCCCCCCCCC